Messenger RNA from Chaetura pelagica (chimney swift), 342 nucleotides. Its product is annotated as G-protein coupled receptor 35-like. Gene Ontology annotation, molecular function: G protein-coupled receptor activity. The transcript is spliced from 3 exons. The record is from RefSeq and is a predicted model, not a curated record. NCBI's taxonomy places the organism in Eukaryota, Metazoa, Chordata, Aves, Apodiformes, Apodidae. Gene Ontology annotation, biological process: phospholipase C-activating G protein-coupled receptor signaling pathway; positive regulation of Rho protein signal transduction. Bases 1 to 342 code for a protein of 113 amino acids. Gene Ontology annotation, cellular component: membrane.
AUGUAUUUUAUCAACAUGGUAAUGAGCAUCUACAUAAUUUCAUUUAUCUCCAUUGAUCGAUACAUUGCCAUAAAGCACCCCUUGAAAGCCAGAAUCUUCAGAUCUCCAUCAAGGGCUGCUCUUCUCUGUGGGCUUCUGUGGGUCUCUGUGAUAACUGCCUACCUUGGGAUACUUGCCAGGGUCAUAAUGGAGAGCUUUGGAGCUACUUGUUUCCUGCUCCAGCUUACAAGGAACUUCUCCUCCAUGACAAGGUGUAUUGCCACAUCCAACUGCUGCCUGGAUAGUGUCUGUUACUACUUUUCAGCAGCCUCAGAAAGUCAGGGGAGAUGGGGUGUGGGUUGA